AUGGAAAAGAAUUACUUAAGUACACCCAAGUCAAACAUCUUCCUAUUUGAUUAUCAGCGCAUUCCAAUCACAAUGGAGACGAUCUACGACGAGAUAGAAAUCGAGGACUUUACGUUCGAUCCAGUCACCCAGUUAUUCCAAUACCCAUGUCCUUGUGGUGACAGGUUUGCGGUAUCGAUCGACGACUUGAACGAUGGCGAAGACAUCGCGGUGUGUCCAUCGUGCUCGUUGAUGGUGAAGGUGAUUUUCGAUCCUGAAGACCUUCAAGAAUACUACGAUGAGAUAUAA
Debaryomyces fabryi is the source of this 288-nucleotide messenger RNA. RefSeq names its product Kti11p (gene KTI11). Gene Ontology annotation, molecular function: metal ion binding. Bases 1 to 288 code for a protein of 95 amino acids. The transcript has a single exon. The record is from RefSeq and is a predicted model, not a curated record. Lineage: Eukaryota; Fungi; Ascomycota; Pichiomycetes; Serinales; Debaryomycetaceae. Gene Ontology annotation, biological process: protein histidyl modification to diphthamide.